This is a messenger RNA of Gopherus evgoodei (Goodes thornscrub tortoise), 12301 nucleotides long. RefSeq names its product tensin 1 (gene TNS1). The record is from RefSeq and is a predicted model, not a curated record. NCBI's taxonomy places the organism in Eukaryota, Metazoa, Chordata, Testudines, Testudinidae. The coding region runs from base 402 to 5780 and encodes 1792 amino acids. The transcript is spliced from 32 exons. Gene Ontology annotation, molecular function: protein binding. Gene Ontology annotation, biological process: fibroblast migration.
AGGACAAAAAAAAAAAACAAAAAAAAAAAACCCAGGCUGCUAAUGAGUUGGAGCUUGGGCGGGUGGGAAGGAAAAACCCUUUUGCGCAGUCCUGCAAGCUUUUGCUCUGCACUCAGUCGCUCCACGCGCCGCUCUCUGGCCUCACCCUCCCCAGACGCUUGGGGCUGCCUCGAUUUCUCUCUCCGCCUGCGGGAAUCCAAGCCCCCUCUCCCCCACCCCCUGUGCCUGGCUCUUUCUCUCUUCCCUGGGGGACGGCUCUUUAAUUUCUUCACACCCGCCAGCCUGCGCUUCAGCGACCCUCUCGCGCCCCAGCCCCACACUUCUCCCAUCACUCUCGCCCUGCCGGCCAGGGGAACGCCCGGUCCUUGGAUGUAACCGGCUUGGAGGCCGAGUGAAACCGGAUGGAUUUUGGGAGCGUCAUGAAACAGGCAGCUACCCCGUGUGCGCCUCCCGUCAACUCUGAGCUGCCGGCCAAUGGGGAGAGCACCGCCAAGCAUGUAAACGCCACAGAAUCCACAAAAUCCUCCAAAAGUGCCCAGCCACGAGGCAGACCUUCCAGGAGCGUGAGUGUGGCCCAGACCAUGGAGGACACCUGCGAGCUGGACCUGGUGUACAUCACCGAGCGGAUCAUCGCCGUCUCCUACCCCAGCUCGGCCGAGGAGCAGAACUUCCGCAGCAACCUCAAGGAGGUGGCCCAGAUGCUCAAGUCCAAGCAUGGAGAUAACUACCUGCUUUUCAAUCUGUCCGAGCGCAGACAUGACAUCAGCAAGCUGCACUCCAGGGUGCUGGAUUUCGGGUGGCCCGACCUGCAUACGCCUGCCCUGGAGAAGAUCUGCAGCAUCUGCAAGGCCAUGGACACGUGGCUGAGCGCCGAGCCCCACAACGUGGUCGUGCUCCACAACAAGGGAAACCGAGGCCGGAUGGGAGUCGUGGUGGCCGCCUACAUGCACUACAGCAACAUUUCAGCCAGCGCGGACCAGGCCCUCGACAGGUUUGCCAUGAAGAGGUUCUACGAGGACAAGGUGCUGCCAGUCGGGCAGCCCUCGCAGAAGAGGUAUGUCCAUUACUUCAGCGGCCUGCUGUCCGGCACCAUCAAAAUGAACAACAAGCCCUUGUUCCUGCACCAUGUCAUCAUGCACGGGAUCCCCAACUUCGAGUCCAAAGGUGGUUGCCGGCCCUUCCUGAAGAUCUACCAGGCCAUGCAGCCGGUGUACACGUCCGGGAUCUACAACGUGCAAGGAGACAGCCAGACCAGCAUCUGCAUCACCAUCGAACCCGGACUGCUCCUGAAGGGAGAUAUCCUGCUGAAAUGCUACCACAAGAAGUUCCGCAGCCCUACCCGAGACGUCAUUUUCCGGGUGCAGUUCCACACGUGCGCCAUCCAUGACCUCGGCAUUGUCUUUGGGAAGGAGGACCUGGACGAAGCCUUUAAAGAUGACCGGUUUCCGGAGUACGGGAAGGUGGAGUUUGUGUUCUCAUAUGGCCCCGAGAAGAUCCAAGGGAUGGAACAUCUGGAGAACGGCCCCAGCGUCUCCGUGGAUUACAACACCUCAGACCCCCUCAUCCGCUGGGACUCCUACGACAACUUCAACGUCCGCCGGGAGGACAGCAUGGAGGGUACUUGGGCUGGUCCUCACCAGGUCCACAAAGCUCCGGACACAGAGCUUGGGCACACCCAGGGGCCGCUGGACGGGAGCCUCUACGCCAAAGUGAAGAAGAAAGACUCCCUCCACGGUAGCACCGGAGCCGUCAACGCCAGCCGCGCCCCCCUCUCCGCGGCGCCCAACCACCUCGAGCACACGCUCUCCGUCAGCAGCGACUCGGGCAACUCCACCGCUACCGACAAGACCGACGAGCAGGCGGCGCUUGGCGGUGGCCCCCCGGCGCUGACCCCCGAGGAGAAGCAAGAGCUCGAGCGCCUCUUGAGCGGCUUCGGCUUGAGCGAAGCCCCCAUGCACAACCGCCACCCAGGGGCGGCGCCGGCCGGCGGCUCUGCCCUCACGGGGCGCCACGUGGUGCCGGCCCAGAUACACGUCAACGGGAGUGCCGGCACCCUGGUGGCUGAGCGGGAGACGGACAUCCUGGACGACGACCUGCCCAACCAGGACGGGCACAGCGUCGGCAGCCUGGGCACCCUCUCCUCCUGCGACGGCACCACCAACGCCAGUGAGGUCGGCUACCCGGAGGUGCCCCGGAUGGAGAGCCUCUCCUCCUUGCCCAAUGGCCCAUCCAGCUUCGACGGCGCAGACAAGCUGCACAAGGAGGGGCUGUAUGACUCGGAGCCGCUGAUCAAUGGGGGGUACCCGUACAACAACCAGAAUACGCUGCGGAGCAUGAUGGGGCGACACCCCCAGCCCCUGCUGAGCCAGAUCCGGCCCUCGGUGUCUGCUCAGGAGAACCUGUCCGACUACCGGCAGCAGCAACCCGGCUUCCCUGAACCCGGCUGGCUGCAGCCCCGGCCGCCGGCAGCCACACAGCCCUACCUGUACGGCUUUGACUCCAACGACAUGUACCACUCUCAGUCCUACCCAGCCACCGAGCCGGGCCUCCAGCUCCCCCAGGCGCCGGCACGGAGCUCCAGCAGCCGGGAGGCCGUGCAGAGGGGCCUCAACGCCUGGCAGCAGCAGGGCGGCAGCAGCGGCGGGAGCAGGCCACCCUCCCGCCAGCAAGACGGAGGCCUGGAAAGCCAAAGCCCUAGCGUCUCCAGUUCGAGCCCCCAGCCCAGCCCCUUGCAGGUGGCCCCCCCUCCGAGCCACAGCAUCCCUGAGUUCCCCCGGGUGGCCUCCCCGAAGGAGAUCGAGCAGUCGAUAGAAGCACUGAACAUCCUCAUGCUGGACCUGGACCCGUCUGUCUCGACACUGCACAAGUCCCAGAGCGGCCCCAUGGCCUCCGCAGAGGACCAGCCCGGCCCAGUGGUCUCCUCUCUGUCUGCCCAGCCAGUGUUGGGCCUUCCUAGCCAGGCGGCCCCUCAGGUGACCCAGCCAAGACCCAGCAACGCCUUCGGAGCCAUGCCGGCGAGUGUGUCCCACAACGCCAUGGGCACUGCUGUCACCCAGCCCCCACCGGCUUCUGAACUGCUGUCCAAAGCCUAUCUGCCAGGACUGCCGGCCCAGGAGGGCCGGGGUGCUGGCGAGCCAGAGUACAUGGGGCAGGAUUUGGGGGUGUCCUACUCGCCCUACGGACAUCAGAACCAGCAGCCUCCUGUGCCGCAGACAAGGAGCUACAGCCGCCCCCCGGGAAGCUCCCCAACCUCUCCCAUCCCUCCGGCAACAGCUUACAGCCCUGUGGGGCCUCAGCAGCCCCUGAUCAUGUCACCCCCCUCCCCCACAGCGACAGCCCAAGCCCAGAUGCCCCCAAAGGGAGUGGAGCAUCACCAAGAGCCUGCUAGACCCUCGGAAGAAGAGCCCUUGAACCUGGAAGGGCUGGUGGCCCACAGAGUAGCAGAGUACAACGCCAAACUGCGGGGGGUCCGGCAGAGCACGAAAGCCCCCCAUCCUCCUGUGCACCGACAAAGAUCCUUCUCCUUUGCUGGGGUGGAGUCACGGGACAAGUCCCCGGAGGAGCCCGGAGUGCCGAACCGAAGACGCACGACCAGCGACGGCCAGUACGAGAACAGUCCCCAGGAGCCCGGCACGCCUCGACGCCCCACUGCCCGGUCGCCGGUCCACAGCUUCUCACCAGAGGUGGUCAGCAGCAUCGCCGCCAACCCGGGAGGGAGGCCCAAAGAGCCUCAUCUCCACAGCUACAAGGAAGCCUUUGAAGAGCUGGAGGGGACCUCUCCAACCAGCCCACCCUCCAGCGGUGGUGAGAUCUCUCCCCCAACCCCUGCCUUUCCUGUCUCGCCGCAAACCCCUUACGGUCACCUGCUGCGCUCCCCACCCGGCCUGGCCAAGACCCCGCUGUCUGCAUUGGGAUUGAAGCCCCAUAACCCAGCCGAGAUCCUGCUGCAGCCGAAGGGAGAGCUAGAUGGGGAGGCAGUAGUUGAAUCUGAUGAAGGGCCCAGGAGCUAUGUGGAGUCAGUGGCUCGCAAGGCGGUGGCGGGGGGCAUGGGGGCUCCCCAGAGUCCCCCAACUCCGCAGGCCUACAGCACUGAGAUGCCCAUGAGGAAUGGGGCCUUCAUGAACUCCUUCACUGCUCCCAGCCCCAUCUCCACCAGCAGCCCCAUUCACAGCAUGGACGGGGUGUCGAUCCGCAGCUACCCGUCCGAGAGCAGUGGCCACAGCACCACCUCACCCCCGCGGCCCUCGGCCGAGUCCAGCUUCCAGGUGCCGUCGGCACACAGCAGCUACCAAAACGCCUCGCCGGCGUCCUUCAGCCAGGGGGGCUAUGCGAGCCCCGAGUACCCCGACGGCCGAGCCGGUGCGAGGCCGCAGCCCCAGGUCAGCGUGGUGGGUGUUCACGUCCUGCCGGGGAGCCCCCACACCCUUCACAGGACAGUGGCCACCAACACGCCGCCAAGCCCUGGUUUCGGGCGAAGAGCACUUGAUCCCGGCACAGCGGCUGCUUCCGGGAGCCCCAGCCUGGGCAGGCACAUCAUGUACGGCUAUUCCGCCCCAGAGGAGCAGCGUCCCACGCUGUCCCGGCAGAGCAGCGCCUCGGGGUACCAGCCCCCCUCCACUCCAUCAUUCCCCGUCUCCCCAGCCUACUAUCCCGGCCUGAGCAGCCCGCAGUCCUCCUCCCCGGACUCCGCCACCUACCGGCAGGGCAGCCCCACACCGCAGCCGGUGCUGCCCGAGAAAAGGAGGAUGUCGGCCGGGGAGCGGUCCAACAGCCUGCCUAACUACGCCACGGUGAAUGGCAAGAUGUCCUCACCCAUCUCCAGCGGCAUGUCCAGUCCCAGCAGCGGGAGCAGCGUGGCCUACCCACACACCCUGCCUGACUUCUCCAAACUCUCGCUGCCAGACAGCAGCCCCGAGACCCGGGCCAACGUGAAGUUUGUCCAGGACACCUCCAAGUAUUGGUACAAGCCGGAGAUUUCCAGGGAGCAGGCCAUCACACUACUGAAGGACAGGGAGCCCGGAGCCUUCAUUAUCCGAGACAGCCACUCCUUCCGGGGAGCCUACGGGCUGGCCAUGAAAGUGGCCUCUCCGCCUCCCACCAUCCUGCAGCAGAACAAGAAAGGAGAUAUAACCAAUGAGCUGGUGAGGCAUUUCCUGAUCGAGACCAGCCCGCGGGGGGUGAAGCUAAAAGGAUGCCCCAACGAGCCCAACUUUGGAUGCCUGUCGGCUCUGGUGUACCAGCACUCCAUCAUCCCACUGGCCUUGCCCUGCAAGCUGGUCAUUCCCGACCGAGAUCCCACAGACAAAACGAAAGAGGCAGCCUCAGCCGCCAACUCAGCAACAGACCUGCUCAAGCAAGGAGCUGCAUGUAACGUGCUCUUCAUCAACUCCGUGGAGAUGGAGUCGCUGACGGGCCCGCAGGCCAUCGCCAAAGCCAUCAGCGAGACGCUGGCCCUGGCGCCCACGCCUGCCGCCACCAUCGUGCACUUCAAAGUCUCCGUGCAGGGAAUCACCUUGACGGACAACCAGAGAAAAUUGUUCUUCAGACGACAUUAUCCCCUCAGCACUGUCACCUACUGCGACCUGGACCCCCAGGAACGAAAAUGGACUAAAUCAGACGGCGGAGGUCCCGCAAAGCUCUUUGGCUUCGUAGCCAGGAAGCAGGGAAGCACAACGGACAACAUUUGUCACCUCUUCGCCGAGCAGGAUCCUGACCAGCCGGCCACUGCCAUCGUCAAUUUCGUGUCAAGGGUCAUGCUUGGCUCCGGCCAGAAGAGAUGAGCCGCUGGACACGGGUAGUUCUUGCCCUUGAAUUUUGGAGAAGGACUUGGAGUUGAUCCGAGAAGGAGUGCGAGGAAGUGCAUUGUGGGAGAGGGAAGUGAAUCGGGGGGAAACGGUCUGAAUUGUGGAAGAAAAAAACCCUCACCCAAUUGUCACAAAGCAAAACUAAAGGAAGCGAUGUCAGCGCAUUUCCCAUCGCAGGGAAUGUGACCAGCACAACGGCCAGGAGUCAGAGGAGUGGAACCGGGUUGGCUUUUGGAUCAGGAUCCCUGCGGGGGGUUUCAAGUGGCGAAUUCAUCCCGGGUCAUAGUGGGAACGUUUGCGGCCCUGCCAUUUGAAAACCAGCAACUCUGUUUGCAAAUGUCAGUCGUUUGUUUUAAAUAACCAUGGCUAACCGAUCGAACAAAAGGCAGGUCUGCAGGACCCCCCCUCUCCCGUCCCCAGGGCCUUACCCAUUGGAACAGCUUACCAAGGGCAGUGGUGGGCUUUCUCCAUCUCUGGCCAUUUUUAAAUCAAGAUGAUAUGUUUUGCUAAGAGAUCUGCUUUGGUUGAAGCAAGAAUGAAUUCUGGGCAGAUCUCUGCCCUGUGUUAUGCAGGAGGUCAGACUGGAUCUCAGUGGUCCAUUCUGGCCUUAUGACCUAUGUGCUAGAGCAGUGGUUUUCUACCAGUGCUUUGCAGACCCCGGGGGUGGGUGGGGGCCUGCAGACUAUGUCUAAGAUUUCCAAAAGGGUUUGCAUCCCCAUUUGGCAUUUUUUAGGGGUCCGUAAAUGAAAACAGGUUGAAAACCACUGUGCUCGAGUGAUCAGGCAGGAAAAAAAGGAUGUUCAAUAACCCUUUAACCUUCCCUUCUCUGAGGUCUGCAACUCCUGUGUAUAUGAAGUGUGUGUGGGGAUGUCAUACAUGUACAUCCCAGCAGCGGGGUUUAUAAAAAGCCUGUAGCCCCCUAGCAACUCCCUUUGGUCUCUGUGCUGCACGCCACAGCCCAUCAGGAUUUCCUGGCAGCAGAACCUAGGCCACUUGAGGGAAAGGGGACGCGCUGGUUAGCGGUAUAGGAUCUUUGACACACAAGUGCGCAGUUCUGAUUCCAUCCAGUACAGGGCGGUGGUGACGCAUAAACACUAGGCAGUUCUUAUACACCCACGGAGUUGCAUACCAGUUUGCCCUUCACUAACUGCAUUCAGGAGCAUGUUUCCAAAGGUCAUCUUCACCAGAAAGGUCUUCUGGCCUAUACAGUGGGGUCUGUAGUACCUGUCCUUUACCCUGUAUUUUCGCCUGCAGACUGUCACGUGUUCUCUUAAAGACGAACAUACUAGAAGCGGACACAGGUCUGGUCGAGCUUGGUCUCUUCUCCUUCUGUAGACGUACAAGUGAUUUGUUCAUUGCAUGGACAUUUGGUUGCGCGAAAGGCAAAUAAGUAUAAAGAAAACUCAGGCAUUUUUGGAGGCCACUAAAAGAAAAGACCCUGCAGUCUGUGGGCGGCUUUGGCUCUGCCGGAUUCUCUCAGCUGAUCCAAAAGCCAAGAGAUCUCAUGGCCGGAUUUGGUCCUCAGAUGCUCUGCCCUGCGGUGGCUUGGAGCUCUGAAUGUAUUGUAGUUUAGUAGCGACCCAGGAGGCGUAAGCUUUGCUUUGGCUUCAGGAGGCCAUAGGCCCUAGACUUUGCACUGAGAUGCUGACUCACAAGAGAGAUCGACCAGCCUUGCAAAUGGGAAUAGAUUAGGCCAAGUUCCCAGCCUUGCAAAUCCUGCAACGAUCUCCUGUCUGCCUGGGCCUUUCCAUAGGGAACAAAGUGGUGUGGUAAAACCAUGCAUUACCCACAGAUAAAGGCUCUUGUCCUCUCCCUGACUCCACACGGGGCCCUAUGGGGCGAUCUUUCUUUAGUAUCUGGCUCUGUGUAGCUCGGGUGAGAUAGGAGCCCCCAGAGGAUAGUCCAGGCAGUUAAGAGAUGUUUCUCCUUCUCCCUGGGGAGUGGUUGUGUAGUUAGCCAGGUAAAAUUAUGCAGGUUUCUUCCUCUGACAGAGCUGAUAUUGGCCAAUCCCAGGAGGCAGUGUAGCAGAUUGGAUGGGCCAACGCGUUCUUCCCGUGUGGUAAAUCUUAGGGGUGUAUUUUUCUUUUUUUAAUGCUUAGUUCAAGCUAGAGCUGAGCUCCAAGCUAUGAACAGCCCUGCCGCCUCCCCAAGCCCAAACACUCCCCAGUUCUGGGGGCAUUCCAAACCCAGAUCUCCAUGGAUCUACAGUUUGCACCCAGCUCUGGGGAACCCUAAAAAUUUGCAUUGACAUCCAAUCUCCCAAGAAUCUUUCUGCGGCUUUUGGAAAAUGCAGUAAGCAGCUUGAAUUGCUCAGAUAUGGUCAAAGGUGUUAGGGGAUGGGGGAAGCAGGAGAGAGAGGCCUUUCCUUGUUUGUGCCACAUUUCAGUGCAAGGUUAUGUGAUACAGGCUGUUAAUAAAACCAAAAACCACCCAAGAUCUGUAAACCAUCUAAAAUAUUGCAACCACCUGGAUUCCCCCAGAGCACUCUGCUCUCUCAUACAGAGGCAGUGUCCUGAUAUAUAUAAUAUAUAUAUGAAAUAUACUGAAAAAUACUGUAAGCUAAUCAAAUUUUUAAAAAGGGUAAAAUUUACACAAAAAUAUUUAUUUUUUGCCAUAUUGCUUUAUGUGUAUCUUAUCUCCUCCAUUAUAUAUGGCCCCCCCCCCCGUCCACAUAUAGACUACUGUACGUAUAACUCACAGUAGAGUGUAACAGGCGAAUGUGGUUUAUUUUGGUUAUACCAGUGACAUGGGCAAAAGAGCGCAGUGCCCCUUUAGACCCCGCCCCCCCAAGGAGCAGCGCGUAUGAUUGGUCCCCCACCCCUUUUCCCUGUUGAACAUGGAAAUUUGCUAGCGCCUGGAGCAAGUUAGCAUGUGAGGCGUGUGAGUUUGAAACCGUUGCCAAGUGACAUGAGGGUUGGCGGCGUGCGCGGAUGUGUGUGAGCGCGUGUGUGUGUGUGAGGGCCACAGCUGCGUGAGCAUGCGCAGGGCUCUUUCGUUUCUGGAUACUGGAUGAGGGUUAGAUUUGCGUCAGGGAGGUAUUGGGCGACUGGUACUGGGAUGGGGUGGGAGUGGUCACUUUAUGACGUCCGCCAGGGCCCCGUGUUCCAGCCCACCCCGCUGUAUAGGAUGUUGAGAUAUUUUUUAUUUUAAGUUGUUAAAAAGAAAUGCCCUUCUUCUGCAAAAUUCAGGCAAGAGGAACCCCUCACUUGUAACCGUCUCACCCUGCCAUUAACCGAUUAGACAAACACUGUGUUUAUAGAUAUUUAAAUAUAUAAAGGUAUAUUUUUUGAAAGUCUCUAUUUUUCAGACUUCAUUUUUCUCACAGCUAAAGCUAAUUUUAUUAUUUUGUUUUAAUCUGCUGUCCUUCCCCGGGAAUUGGGGCUUGAGCAUUAAAUGCAUAUUUUUUCCCCAUAAAAUGAACCCAUAUUAAGGCAUCGAGCAAUCUCAUCUAUAAAACGAUCACAGCAGAUACCCGAUAAUGACAGAACGCUUGCUUCCAGCUGUGGCCGGCAACGGCUCGUUACUAACUCACCAGCUGAAGACAGAAGGUUUAGACUUUGUCAGAAUCUCUAACGCUAAAAUCACCAUUGAUUAUAUUUUUAACACAAAGCUAAUCAUCUUGCAAGUGACAUAGGCAGGCGUUUUCCAGCUUCCAUUUAAGACCUUUUUUUGAAAAAAAAAAUAGUUGCAUUUUAUGGGUAACUUCUUUCUGUCAUCCCUGAUUUCCCGAGCCAGACCGUCAGCUAGUGUAAAUUGGAGUAGUUCCACUGAUCUCUGUGAAACUACUAAGCUAGGCAAAAACCUGGCUUCACCGGCCAAGGUUUAUAUUUUUCUUUCCUAAAGGGUCUGAGAAGAUUCUUUGUGUUUUUAAAAAUGCAGUCACAGUAUUUGAGAUUGAUGUUGAUGCAAUUUAUCCCAGCGGAUGUAUCCUAAUAAUCACACUGCCGUUUUUUUCAGCAGCAGAUGUUAUAUCUCUCACACACACGCAGACACUCACACCUACUCCAUGCACAAGGAACUGCAUAUAUUCUUGCCAAAGAUAUCCUUUAAAAUGCACUUUUCCCAGCCAGUUUUGUUUUAUUUUGUAAAUUGAUUGUAUGUGCUCUUUUCCCCUCCCCACCAAGAACCCCUUUGCUGGCGAUUUUGUUGUGUGCAUUAGUAAACUCUGAUUCCCGGAGCGCCCGGCUGAUGUUAAUUUUAUGUAACUCUAUAUUCCAGUAGAGUCGGAGACUCUUAAAAUAGUUGACACAAGAUAUCCUGAUUUCUUUAGCUGCAGACUGAGUGAUGACAGCAGCAGGUCAGUCAAUUCUCGUCACGCCUCUCCUGGCCUUCCCUUCUCAAACCCCUUCUUCCUUAAAGAACCCCGGAGACCAAGCAACAUGCUGUAGUUGCUUGUGUCUGGUGGCCUUUCAAACAAACUGCUAUUUAUGUCUCCUCCAUAUCUUACUGCUCAAGAAACUCCCUCCCCACCUCCCCCAGAAAGGGAAAUUGGAAUGCCUCUGGGCUUCUGAUCGAAAAGCUGUUAAAGUCAAGGGGUGUCUUCCCAUUGAUUGACGAGCUUUGGCCUGGUCUACAGUGGAGGGGGGAGGGGUGAGAGAUACGCAACUUCAGGAAUUCAGCUGAAGUCGACGUAUCUUAUUUCGACUUACCUCCCGUCGACGCGGGAGCAGGAUCGACAGCCACGGCUCCCCCGUGGACUCCGCUACUGUCGCAAGCCCUGGUGGAGUUUCGGAGCUGACAGGAGCGCGUUUGGGGAUCGAUAUAUCGUGUCUAGAUGAGAGACGAUAUAUCGAUCCCCAAUAAAUCGAUAGCUACCUGCUGAUAUGGCGGGUAGUCUGGACAUUCCCUAAGAUUCAGAAUCUUAAAUAUACAAACAUCCACUGAGUGUAUUGUCAUCCCUCAUUACGAACGUCCCUUCGUGGGAUCCAAAUUGUGCCUAGCUCCCUAUUUACCACCUGGCUAACCCAAACUUCAGACAACUUUGGCUCUACAUCCAGGGCACGUCAUUGGCCAUCAUGGCGUUGAUCAGUACACCGGCCUUGAAUAACCCAGAAUCAAAACACUUGAGCUAGGCUUUGGGAUCUCUCCUGGAGCUCUGGUGAAGGUUGGUAUAAAAACAGAAUCAGUUUAAGACAGCGUCCAUUCCUGGAAUUGAACUGUUUCUGAGUUUCAGUAAAUGCAGAACCUUCCCCACUGUAUCCAUGCCCUCUUCUCCCAUUCCCAUGCGGCCCUCUUUCCUGGCUGGGGCUGGGACUGGAGCUCUUCUCCCUGCAGAACCCAGCACAUUCUUGUGAGGUUCCCAUGUCCAAUUUCUCAGCUUACCGAGGCUUGGGCGAAGGAAUUGAACUGUUGGGAACUUAUCGGAACCAGAUGAGUUUAGAGAUUUGCCCUGCACUUGUUGGUGUCUUUUUACUCUGUUCCUUCCCUGCUCCCAACUCUGGUAAUGCAAACAGGAACUGCACACAUAGAACAAGAGAAGUCAACAUAACACAAGCUUCAUACCUUCCCCCCAUUCAUCAACAUAAUGGAGCCACAUUUGGCACUGACUCACGGCCCCCUCCCUCCUCCCGUAAAAAUGAGCAGCCCCAAACUAGAGGUCAGAGCAGUCAAUUUGGAUCCUGAGUCACCUGAAUCUGCAUGUCUUUGUUUUCCCAUCUAAAAUAUGGACACAACACCUUCCCCCAUACUGGGGUUUGGGGCUGAUCUUGUGCUCACUGAAAUCAAGGGCAAAACUCCCAUUGGCUCUACUGGUGCAGAUCCUCAAUCCUUGAGGUGAAUGUUUGGAAAGCACCCGGAGUGUUUCCUUUAAAAGGCACUGCAGGGGUGCAAAGUAUUAUUUAAACAAACCCUCAGCCUCAUAAAUAAUCCAGCUGUUAAAAACCUGCUAGUAAAACUGACAGGAAAAUCGUGCAGCAAAGUGGGCUGGUAUUUUUUGUUUUGCUAACUCGGUUGUUUUUUUGUUUGUUUUUUUUUUAAAAAUCACUUUUUUUUUCCAAUAUUUUAUUUGCUGUUGUGUUGCCACUGUUGUCGAUUUGGGAAUGUUACAAAUGUAUUUGCUGAUCAGUGUUAACGAACAGUUUAAAAUAACUUGCCUUCAGUUUGCAUCAUGUCAAGUUUGUUUUAAAAAAAUGUAUGAAACACAAAGGAGAAAAAAGCGAAUUUCCCAUUUCGGUGUAUUUAUAGUGAUGGAAAUAUACUUUAUAUUUUUCAUCUUUGUGCCCAUAACUUUGUCACUUGUAUAAAGGCGACCUAUGUUACUCAUUGUCCAUGUGUGAAUGUGCACUACACCCCUCCUCUAGCCGUUUUUCCUCUCCUUUGUACAGAGGGCUGAUUCUUUGCAGUUCAUUGUAUGGCUUUAUAAGCGAUAAAAGAAUCAAUUAUAUAUAAUAUACUGUUGCUUGGAAUGCCAGCUCGGGGUCUGGAUCGCUGGAAUUGUAUCUCAAAAUUUAAGGGAGUGCAGGAAUAAAUGCUCUGUUCUUUUUGCGCAGGGAAAUCUA